AUGACUAACCAAGAGGCUGAUCACUCAAUGAAGAAAGCUUUCGCUGCAAUGGGAGGCAUGUCAGAAAAUGAGUCUGAAGAUGAGGAAACUGAAAAUCAAUCCCUACUUGCAAUCGAACAAACUGACAAAUAUCACUUCCUUGCACUAGUAGCCAUAACUAAACCUGAAGAUAAGGAAAAUAAUUGUCAGAUACAGGAGACAAUUCAAGCAUUAAUGGUUGGGUUAGAUUCUGAAGAAGAAGAAGAGGACAAGAAAGACCAGGUUAGUCUGCAUUACAUUAAAGAAAAUCUUGACUCUUAUUCAAAAAGAAAACUAGAAUCUCUAUUGCAUACUCUCAUAAAUGCAUACCAAUCAACCUGUUCUGAAAGAGAUCUGCUAAUGGAAGACUAUUCAUCAUUGAGAGAGGAAAAUGAAAACUUAGAACAACAAAAUUGUAUUCUUUAUAAUAAGCUAAAAGAAUUGAACAAAGAGUUUAAAUCCAUAACUGUAAAAAAUGAAGAACUACAGAAAACACUUCACAUUACCAAAAUGGAAACAGAACACGGUAUGAGAUGGACCAGGUCCUUCAUACUACUCGAUAGAAUCCAAAAGAGUCAAUCUUCCACAAGAAAUGGAAUAGGCUUUUCUGAAGCUAAGAAUCCCAACAUAGAUUGUUUGUGUUCCCACUAG
Solanum verrucosum is the source of this 669-nucleotide messenger RNA. RefSeq lists its product as uncharacterized. The record is from RefSeq and is a predicted model, not a curated record. The transcript has a single exon. Bases 1 to 669 code for a protein of 222 amino acids. NCBI's taxonomy places the organism in Eukaryota, Viridiplantae, Streptophyta, Magnoliopsida, Solanales, Solanaceae.